Brugia malayi is the source of this 213-nucleotide messenger RNA. RefSeq lists its product as uncharacterized. Lineage: Eukaryota; Metazoa; Nematoda; Chromadorea; Rhabditida; Onchocercidae. The transcript has 2 exons. The coding region runs from base 1 to 213 and encodes 70 amino acids. The record is from RefSeq and is a predicted model, not a curated record.
AUGAGAGUUGGGAAAGAAAUGGAGAUGCUAGCGAAUGUUGGAAAAUUGUUCAGAAGUCCAGUCGAGAAAUAUGACCUUGAUUCCUGUACUUGUGACUGCAAGUCCUUGCUCAGUGCUACACUCUAUUCAAUCUUCCUUCUGUGGACACAGGUUGAGCGACAAAAGAAUUACGUCUUGGAGCAACCGAGUUACAGUGGACAAUGCAGGAAGUAA